AUGAUCUAUUUGGACAUUACUAUUGGAGAUGAAAAGGCAGGCAGAAUAGCCUUGGAGCUAUUCGAUGACAUUGUUCCUAGAACAGCGGAAAAUUUCAAGGAAUUGUGUACGGAAGAGAAGGGCUUUGGUUAUAAAGGUUGCACUUUUCAUCGUGUUAUCAAAGGUUUUAUGAUUCAAGGUGGAGACUUUACCAAUCACAAUGGUACCGGAGGUAAGUCCAUUUACGGAGAGAAGUUUGAAGACGAGAACUUCCAAAUGAAGCACGACAAACCAUUUCUAUUGUCAAUGGCCAAUUCGGGACCAAAUACGAAUGGAUCUCAAUUUUUCAUUACCACUGCUCCAACACCACAUUUGAACGGAAAGCAUGUCGUUUUUGGGCAAGUAAUUACGGGUAAAUCCAUUGUCCGUCAGAUUGAGCGUCAAGAGACAGACAAGGGAGAUAAGCCAUUGAAAGCUUGUAUUAUUUCAGACUGUGGCAUUUUAAAAGAAGGAGAUCCUACUAAGUUUGUUGAUGAAACCGGUGAUCCAUUCGAAGAAUCGUUGAAAGAUGAAUUCAGCGUUGAUGAGAAGGAUUCAGAAAGCGUCUUCACAGCCGUCAAGGAGAUUAAGCAGUUUGGUACAGAUAGUUACAAGAAGGGAAAUUUAAAGUUAGCUUUGAAGAAGUAUGUGAAGGCCUCAGCAUACUUGGAAGAAUUCUUACCGGAGGAUUUGGCUGAGGAGAAGGUUACUGAGUUGUGGCAUUUGAAGGUUUCUUGUUAUUUAAAUGCAGCAUUAAUGAGUAUGAAGAUGAAAGAUUCACAGGAAACAAUCAAAUUUUCGAAGAAAGCACUUGAAUGUGAGCAGUUGGAGGCUAAAUCGAAAGCUAAGGCCUACUAUAGAAGAGCCAUGGGUCAUUUAUUAGGACAUAAUGAAGAGGAUGCUAUUGGUGACUUCCUCAAGGCCAAAGAGAUAGAGCCUAAGGAUGGAGGUGUGAUUAAGGGACUACAAGACGCAAGGAUGAAGUUGAAGGAGAGAAAGGAUAAGGAGAGAAAGGCUUUUGGAAAGCUAUUUAACUAG
Brettanomyces nanus is the source of this 1056-nucleotide messenger RNA. RefSeq lists its product as uncharacterized. Bases 1 to 1056 code for a protein of 351 amino acids. The record is from RefSeq and is a predicted model, not a curated record. Lineage: Eukaryota; Fungi; Ascomycota; Pichiomycetes; Pichiales; Pichiaceae. Gene Ontology annotation, molecular function: protein binding; peptidyl-prolyl cis-trans isomerase activity. The transcript is spliced from 2 exons. Gene Ontology annotation, biological process: protein peptidyl-prolyl isomerization; protein folding. Gene Ontology annotation, cellular component: intracellular membrane-bounded organelle.